Molecule: messenger RNA, 1914 nt
Organism: Hippoglossus stenolepis (Pacific halibut)
Lineage: Eukaryota; Metazoa; Chordata; Actinopteri; Pleuronectiformes; Pleuronectidae
Gene: fev
Product: FEV transcription factor, ETS family member
Exons: 3
Coding region: 204-866 (220 amino acids)
Biological process (GO): cell differentiation; regulation of transcription by RNA polymerase II
Cellular component (GO): nucleus
Molecular function (GO): DNA-binding transcription factor activity, RNA polymerase II-specific; sequence-specific DNA binding
Source: RefSeq, a predicted model, not a curated record
CUCUUUUAAUUAAAGCAAUGCACCAGGGGAAAUUGCUGUCUGAAUAUUGUCUCAGAGAUGGGGGCCAGUGACAGUUGCCUGGAAACUUCAAUCUGUCCACCCGCGUUUAUUCCAGAUCACAGUUAUGAGAUAAAGUUUAAUAAAAAUCGUUUCCUCCGCCGCCGACGAAAUGAAAUCCAACCCUUUCUGAACAAGUGAACACAAUGAGACAGGACUGCGGAGGAAACCUCAUGUUCAGCAUGUAUCUCUCAGAUCCAACAGAAACUCUGUUGAAAGAAAGCAAAGGGACAUCAUGGGGUCCAAUAAACACAGGAGUACAAAAAGGCAGCGGGCAGAUCCAGCUGUGGCAGUUCCUGCUGGAGCUGCUCUCCGACAGCACCAACAUGUCGUGCAUCGCCUGGGAGGGAACCAACGGCGAGUUCAAGCUCAUCGACCCGGACGAGGUGGCGCGGCGCUGGGGGGAGCGCAAGAGCAAACCCAACAUGAACUACGACAAGCUGAGCCGUGCGCUGCGCUACUACUACGACAAGAACAUCAUGACCAAAGUGCACGGCAAGCGGUACGCGUACAAGUUCGACUUCCACGGCCUGGCGCAGGUGUGCCAGCCCUCCACCACGGAGCAGGCCAUCUACAAGUUCCAGGGCAACUUCUCCCCGAUCCCCUUCUCCGGGAUUUCCAAACUGAACCUCAUGGCUCCCGGCGUGGGGCCGUCGGGUUUCUCCUACUGGCCCGGCUCCCCGACCACGGCCCUGUACCACAGCCACAACCUGCAGCCCCCGGGGCCCUUCGGCACCGUGUCCCCGUCCCACAUCAGCUGCGUCAACAACAUCAACAGCCUGAGUAACAUCAACAACCACUACAACUGACGUUUACUGCGCCUUCUAGACUCACUGGAAGGAUACCGACGGCACGAGUGACGCGCAGCAGCGAACGAGAGAGGGGGGGUGUGCAGGAAGACUGCAGGUGAAAAUAUGAUGUGGGCGAAAUACAUUUGGUUUUUAAAAAGGACACGCGUGGGCUGUUUUUAAAGGUGUGAUUUUGGCCAAUAGACGAUGCAGUUGUGUGUUAUCAUGAAAAUUAGACAGGAAAUAUUCUCACCCAAUUUUAAUCUAUACAGGCCAAACUGGGCCAACACAAAUUCUCCCCGACUAACCAGUAAAAUCCAUCAAGGAGGCGCCUAAAUUACGCGUCUUAAUUUAAUAAUUACAUUAAUUAAUUGGAUUUUUAAUCCAUAAACAGCCCACGUGUUGGAUUUUUUCCAAUUUCAUCCAAAAUCUGUGAAAUGUAAUCGUGGAUAAAUAAAUGUUUUCGUGUGGAAGAGCAGUUUUUCCAAAUGAACAAAUGACAGAACAUUAUUUAAGAGGGUAGUUAAAUUUAUAUUAGUUCUUCUUCUCCUUUUCGGUUCCUUUGCUCCGUCUCUUUCCUUCUUUGAGGUCCGGGUCUGUUUUUCUCUACAGAUGAUUGUGGGAGCAAAACAUAUCAGCUAUUCCUGGACUACUGGCGCCAUCGUGUGGUUUCAUGAAAUAACCAAACGCUUGCUGGACUUAAUAAUUUUCACUUUUACUAAAUCUCACCACCACCACCACCACUGUUAUCAUCUUAACCAGUCGACUCCACAAUAUAUUGUUUCUUUAAUACAGAAAUUAGAUCACAAAUCCAACUUCACUCACUUGCAAUAAAAAUAAAAGGCCUUCACAGGUGUAGAGUCGUAAUUUGUGUGACAAAAGUGACUAGUAAGAGAAACUGUGAAUCCUCUGUACAUACUGUCGGGUGCGGACAGGCUCAGGCGGUCGCUGCUUUCUAGUGAUUUUGAAGUGAAUUCCAGUGCAUCCAUUGUCAUGAGCUCCUUCUGUAGCUAUAGAGCAACUGUACCAAUGAAAAACAAAUGAAGUGAAUAAAGAUAGAUUGUUAUGA